Tetranychus urticae (two-spotted spider mite) is the source of this 2170-nucleotide messenger RNA. RefSeq lists its product as uncharacterized. The record is from RefSeq and is a predicted model, not a curated record. NCBI's taxonomy places the organism in Eukaryota, Metazoa, Arthropoda, Arachnida, Trombidiformes, Tetranychidae.
UGGAAACCAAGCCUUAAAUAAACCCAAACAAUGGAAGGAUUAACCAGAAAAAAUAAGUGAGUUGGCCAUUGGAAAUAAAAUGGUAUAAAAGUAAACAGAAAUGUACUGUUUGUCAUCAGAAACCAGCAGCAAAGCAAACAGUAAACCAUCAAAAUGAUAUCACAGUUUACUUCCAAACUGUUAGUUUCUACAAUUUUCCUAAUCCAUUGUUCAACAGCCAGUGAAAUUCAGAAAAAUGUUGAUCUACCAUCUCAAGUGAUUACUCCAGUACCAACCUCGGAUACGCUUGUGCUUCCCCAAUCUCUACCUCAGCCGACUGGACCGCCAGAUAUUAAACAGCAACCUCAACAUGUAACAACAAGUGAUUUGAAUCCAUCUAAAAGUAAAACUAAACGUUCUUAUGGCCCAAAAGGAUAUGAUGAAAAUGAUAACCAUUACCGUGAGAUUGGCAACGAUCUGAUUGAAGAAGAUUUACAUGUUAAACAUGAAUCCGAUUCAGGACGUUCCAAUGGUAUUAUGAAAGGUUCUCUUCUUGAUAAAGGGAAAGUUGGAUUAGCUAAAGCAGAUAAAUCUAAACAUGAUCUAGAUCAGGCUUCUGGAAUCGCUCAUUUAGAUCAAAAGAUUCACAAGGAUCAUGAUAAAUAUGUGAAAAAAUCAUGGAAUCGUGGUGAUGGUUUUGUCAAACGCUGGAGCUGGGAUCAAGGAACUCAUCUUGAAAAAGAAAAGGACGAAGGUGACAAGAAGCACACCGAGCAACAUGGGAAAAAAGUCCACCAUGAACACCAUGAAGUUGACAAAGCAGCUGUAAAGGAAGUGGCGAAACAAAACGGAGAUCAUAAAAUGGCUCAUGAUUCAGGAUCAUCUCACCAAAAUGGUAAUCGAAAGGAUUCCGGAUUCUUUCUAGAAGAUUAUAACUUUAAAGAAAACCAUCGCAAACAGAGCGAAAAACGAAAGCGAAAAGAAAAGCAACCUAAAAAGUACAGGGAACAGAAUUAUGAUGAAGAUGAAGAAAAAUUCCAAACUCCUUACGAUUUUGCCAUGCAAGGUUUUAAGGUAGGCAAAUCUGGUCCCCCAAGAGAUCAUUAUGGAGGCAAAAGAAAUCAACGCUAUCGACCUGCUCGUCAACCUAGAAGACCCCCAAGUGGAGGUCCUCCUCCACCUCCUCCUCCACCACCACCACCACCGCCACCAUCGGAUUCUCGAUUGGAAGAUUCUUACGAUAGAACAUUUGACAGUGUCAGUUCACCUGGAAGAAAAAACGAUGAAAGAAAUUAUGACGAUGACAAUUCUCAUGGCCCUGACCCAUCCUAUUUUACACCACAUAAUGAUCAUCAUGACGAUAUGCCACAAAAUUUAGGAUACAUUCCCGAUAAGCACAGAGAAGACGAACCAAUCAUGAAAACUGAACAUCGAAAGCCGUUUUACUCAUCAAAAGAUCCAAUAGUUCAUCGUCGCCAUCAAUCUAAGCCAACAAAGAGUUACAAUCAGCGAGAAUCAUUGAGUAAUAAUUGGCGUUCAGUUAGUAGAGAAGACCAGGAACCUAAAAAACGACCUUACCGACGUGAAAAGAUUGUCAAGUAUGUAGACGAGUAUGACAAUAAUCUUCAUCCACACAUGGAACCACCGAAAGCUCCUAAAUACACCGACUAUCCUUACCCAGCUGAAGAUGAACCCAAACCUGACAAGAAAAUUGGACAAAGGAAAUUAGGAAAGAAGACUUCUCACACUCAUCGACAUCAUCGAAUGCACAGACAAUAUUAUGUAGAUGAUUCUAAUCGAUCUCCGUCCAUCGACUCAACCCAACAUCACCUAGAAUCACGUAACCAUUUAUCAGUUCAUAAAAACAUCACCGAUGGAUCAUCUUUGCUCAAUCAAAUAUCACCACAACAGUUCCAAACUAUUCUUGAUAAUGAAUUCAGUAGGACCGGUUAUUUAGGAAUGGGCCAUAUUUUCGGAUAUGCAAGUGAAAUUCCACCGAUUCGAAAAUUCAUGCCUGAAAAAUAAUUCAUCAAUGCUAUCCACUUCCCUAAUUUAAUUAUGAACCCAAAAUAAUUUAUCGUCAUUAUUUCUUGUUAAUUGUAGCUUCGUCUUAAUAUUAUUGUGUAAUUUAACAAUGUAAAGCAAAUUGUAAAUAAUCAUCGAUAUCAAAUUUAAUUUAAUUUUAUGCAUU